AUGGCAUCUCCCCAAUUACCCCCAGAGGAGAGCGAGAAAGUAGCCAUGGAGGCAGACGACCUCCCUCUGCCAGCCCACGAGAUUGUCGACGCACACCAGGAGAUCCCCGUGCGCCUUCUUCCAAUGCCUGACCCCACUGACACUGACUGGCUCCAGAGUUCCUCCAUCCAAGCCCUAGUAAUUGCUAUCCCCUCUAUCCAACAAUCCCUCUCCAUCAACUCCGCCUCCCCCCAGUGGCUAGUAACAGCCUAUGCUCUCACCUCCGGUUGCUUUCUGCUCCUCUUCGGCCGGCUCGCCGACAUCUUCGGUCGCAAACGUAUCUUCCUCGCAGGCACAAUCUGGUGGAUCGCAUUCACCAUUGCCUGCGGGUUCGCCAAGUCCGGAGUGGGGAUAAUCAUCCUCCGCGCUCUCUCCGGCAUGGGGGGCGCAGCGGUCGUUCCCAGCGCAGUUGGGAUCCUAGCACACACCUUUCCCCUGAGCCAGGCCAGAACAGUAGCAUUCGCGACGUUCCAAGCCGGCGCCCCGACGGGGGGAGCACUGGGGAGCAUAAUCGGCGGGUUGACGACGCAAUACGCGCCUAUAGGCUGGCGGGCGAUAUUCUUCGUCUCUGCCGGCAUUGGGGGAGUCGUGUUUGUCCUAGUCUGGCUGGCAUUCCCCAACCAUAGGGGACACUAUGAAGACAAGAGGGUGGAUUGGCUUGGAGCGGCACUGAUCACAUCGAGCUUGAUACUGCUCAUGUUCUGCCUCGGGCAGGGGGAGAUCGCUCCCCAAGGGUGGAGAACCCCUUAUAUAAUCGCCCUCCUCAUCCUUGCUGCACUACUAUUCGCCGCCUUCGUAGGCUGGGAACAUUACGUUGAGACGCGGCUCACCCUACCCCCGCUCAUAAGACUCAACAUCUUCAAGCGCGGUCAGGGCAAGCUCGCCGCCAUCCUCCUCGUCGCAUUCCUCAUCAUGGGUGCCUUCUCGUCCUGGCAAUACUGGGCCACCCUCUACUAUCAAGACUACAAGCAGUUCGCUCCUAUUGACACUACGAUCCGUUUCAUACCGAUGCAGAUAGUGGGGAUAUCGAUAAACGUCCUCUUCGCCCUCGUAGCGGCCCACGUCUCCGGCUAUGUCCUCAUCGUUGUAGGCUGCUGCGGCACGGCGAUCGCCUGUCUCCUGUUUGCUAUCAUCGACCCCAACGAUAGCUAUUGGGCCUACGGAUUCCCAGCGGCGGUGCUGGACGUCUUUGGUGCGGACACGACGAUGGGCGGGGGAGCGCUGUUUGUUGCCAAAGUCGCCUUGCUGGAAGAACAGAGUCUUGCGGGGGGAGUGUUCAAUACCAUUAUUACUCUGGGCGUGUCUUUUACUACCACCGUGACAACGAUAGUGUACGACACCGCGGUGCGGGAAGAGAUGAGCAGUAUGGGCCUGACACUCAACGCGGACGGGUCGAAUGCUUCUCCAGACGCCGCGUUGUUCGGCUACCAGAGAGCCCAAUGGGCAUGUUUCGGGUUCGCAGCAGGAGCCGCGAUGGUCGCCCUCGUUCUCCUGAGAGGCAUUGGAGUGAUAGGUGUCAAAGCGGUGCAGAACGCUGAGGUGCUCGCCCCUGAUACGGCGGGCGAGACGAUAGCUGCGAAGCAUGAGGAGCACAUUGCAGAGCCCGUGGCAUCCUUGUGCACGGCGGAGGAAACGAAAUCCAGACCUGAGUCGCAGAAGAGUGAUCGGACUCGUGUGUAG
Molecule: messenger RNA, 1719 nt
Organism: Dacryopinax primogenitus
Lineage: Eukaryota; Fungi; Basidiomycota; Dacrymycetes; Dacrymycetales; Dacrymycetaceae
Exons: 7
Coding region: 1-1719 (572 amino acids)
Biological process (GO): transmembrane transport
Cellular component (GO): membrane
Molecular function (GO): transmembrane transporter activity
Source: RefSeq, a predicted model, not a curated record